This is a messenger RNA of Pipra filicauda (Wire-tailed manakin), 1258 nucleotides long. Its product is annotated as arf-GAP domain and FG repeat-containing protein 2. The transcript has 12 exons. Gene Ontology annotation, molecular function: GTPase activator activity. The record is from RefSeq and is a predicted model, not a curated record. Bases 1 to 1113 code for a protein of 370 amino acids. NCBI's taxonomy places the organism in Eukaryota, Metazoa, Chordata, Aves, Passeriformes, Pipridae.
AUGGCGGCGGGCGGAGGCGGCGGCCCAGGCCCCGGAGCGGGGCCCAGCGGAGGCCCCGGGGGCCGCAGGGGCAGCGCGGGCCGGGACGCGGAGGCCGAGGUUUGGUGCCGGCGGGUGCGGGAGCUGGUGAGCGCGGCCCCCGCCAACCGGCUCUGCUUCGAGUGCGGCCAGCGCGGCGUCACCUACGUGGACAUCAGCGUGGGCAGCCUCGUGUGCACCGCCUGCUCGGGGGCGCUGCGGGGGCUGAACCCCCCCCACCGCGUCAAGUCCAUCUCCAUGACGACGUUCAGCGAGGCAGAGGUGCUGUUCCUGCAGGAGCGCGGCAAUGAGGCCUGCCGACGGGUCUGGCUCGGCACCUUCGACCCCCGGAUCUCGGAGCUCCCCGACUCCCGGGACCCCCAGAAGGUCAAGGAGUUCCUGCAGGAGAAAUACGAGAAGAAACGAUGGUACGUGGCCCCAGAGCAAGUGAAACCCCCCCAAAGCACCACGGAGGCCCCCCAGCUGCUCCUGGGGGACACGGGGACGCUGCCACAGCCCCGCCCAGCCGCCCAAAGACCCCCCCAGCCCCCCCGAAAAUCCAGCACCGACCUCCUGGCAGACAUUGGGGGGGACCCCUUUGCCACCCCCACCCUGGGACCCACCUUCGCCGCCUUCCCCGGCCCGGCCCCACCCCACUCUGCCUUCCCCCAUUUCGAUGCCUUCGGAGCCACCCUGGGAGCACCCACGUUUGGGGGGGCUGGGCCCCCCUUCCACACCCCUCCCACCGCCACAGGAAUCGCUGCUGCUCGGGGUGGGGCCAUCUCAGCCCCGCCCACAGGGGGUGGAGCCUCUUCCAGCCUCUUCGGGACCCUGGGCCCCCCCCCAGCUCCACCCUAUGGGGGCUACACCAACCCCUUCGUGACCCCCCGACCCUCCACCAACCCCUUCCAGAGCAACGGCCCUGGUGCCGCUUUCACCACCCCCCCGGUGCCCGGGGGGUUCCCCAGCCCCUUCCAGGCUGAUGCGUCGCCUUUUGGUGGGUUCAACGUUGCCAAAGCCUCCACCAACCCCUUCGUGACGGCCCCGACGGCCCCGUUGGGCAUCAGGCACCCGACCACCAACCCCUUCCUAUAGCGGCCGCCCCGGGGCGGGGGGGCUCGGCCCAGGCGCCCCCCAAAUCGUGGGGGGCUCCCCCCCCCCCGCCUCCACCAGGACCAGGUUUUAUUUUUAUUUUGAGAGAUUUAUGGCGAGAUCUUAAUAUAUAUUGGAUAGAAACAGC